This is a messenger RNA of Drosophila takahashii, 1420 nucleotides long. RefSeq names its product UDP-galactose transporter senju (gene senju). NCBI's taxonomy places the organism in Eukaryota, Metazoa, Arthropoda, Insecta, Diptera, Drosophilidae. Gene Ontology annotation, biological process: pyrimidine nucleotide-sugar transmembrane transport. Gene Ontology annotation, molecular function: UDP-galactose transmembrane transporter activity. The record is from RefSeq and is a predicted model, not a curated record. Gene Ontology annotation, cellular component: Golgi membrane.
UUCGGUCUCUCAUUCGAAACGCAACGCUGGCAAAUCGUAGAUCGCCAAGAUGUCCACUAAUUGGCGUGAAUUGUUCCCCACCAAACUCACAUUUGUGAUCUUUCUGCUGUACAUGUCCCUAUUUAUAGGGCAGGGCAUCUUUGUCACAGCUUCCCAGGAAUCGAAUAAUUCCUAUGGUUAUAACACCGUCACGGUUGUUCUGCUCACCGAGGUCUUUAAGCUGAUUGUUUCCACCUGCCUGUACUGCCGGGACCACAAUCUACGCUCUUUGGUGCGGGAUGUGCACAAGGAUCGCAAUGUUUUGGCCCUGUACAUGGUGCCCGCCUUCCUCUACUGCCUGUACAACAAUUUGGCCUUCGUCAACUUGGCCACGUUUGACCCCACCACGUAUUAUCUGCUGCUGCAGCUGCGCGUCGUCGUCACCGGCAUACUGUUUCAAAUUAUCUUCAAGAAGUACCUGUCGCAACGGCAGUGGAUCUCCCUGAUACUACUCACACUGGGCUGCAUGAUGAAACAGAUCGAUUUCGGGAGUUUCUACAGCGAUACCAAUGAUGAUAGCGAAUCGGCAGCUAUACAGCAACAGCAAUCACUCAAUCGAACGGCUAGUAAUGCUCAAAUUCAUGGCAAGAAUAUGUCUGGAUUUGAUUUCAGUCUGAGUGCCGUUUUUAUAUUGGCACAGACUAUCUGUUCUUGCCUAGCUGGCGUUUAUAACGAAUAUCUGCUGAAGGAUAAGGGCGCCGAUGUUAAUAUCUUUGUGCAGAAUGUGUUUAUGUAUCUGGAUUCGAUUGUCUGCAAUGCUGCCAUCCUCCUGCUGCGCGGCGAGCUCCUGGACGCCUUCAGUCCACAGAAUCUAAGCAGCAUCAUGCGCUUCAGCGUGCUGAUUAUCAUUGUAAACAAUGCGGCGAUUGGCAUUGUCACGAGUUUCUUCCUUAAGUACAUGAACUCCAUACUGAAGACCUUUGCCAGCGCCUUGGAGCUGCUCUUCACGGCUGUCCUGUGCUACUUCCUCUUCUCCAUACCCAUCUACAUGAACACCGCGCUGGCCAUCGCGGUGGUGUCCUAUGCCAUCUAUCUGUACACCCAGAGUCCGGUGGUUAAUCUCGGCAAGGUGCGUCCGCUGGCCAAUUUGAGCGAUGCCGGCGCCAGGUCAACGGACAAAAGGAAGCUGCUCGACGAGGAGGCGGCCGAAUCGGACCUCGAUAUGGUGUAACUAGUCCUAGACUUAAUCUUAGUCUGUAAAUAGUUGUGGAAAAGUGCCUGCAAAUGUUUUGAACGCCAGACGAAUGUAUUGAAAAUGACACCAGGCUUUGUGCAAUUGUAAAUACCAAAACUUUUGCUUCUCUAGUUUAAGACUCUCAGCGUAAAUGUAUUUUAAUCAUAACAUGAUGGUAAUCGAAGGAAAGAUGGUUUUACAUAUGAA